Nothobranchius furzeri (turquoise killifish) is the source of this 6181-nucleotide messenger RNA. RefSeq names its product ST3 beta-galactoside alpha-2,3-sialyltransferase 2 (gene st3gal2). Gene Ontology annotation, molecular function: beta-galactoside (CMP) alpha-2,3-sialyltransferase activity. Gene Ontology annotation, cellular component: membrane. Gene Ontology annotation, biological process: sialylation. Lineage: Eukaryota; Metazoa; Chordata; Actinopteri; Cyprinodontiformes; Nothobranchiidae. The record is from RefSeq and is a predicted model, not a curated record.
GGGGUGGGGGGAAGAUACCUCCUCCUUCUCCUCCUGCCUGCUGGUUCUGAGCAGCACUUCAGUGGUCCUCCUCCCGAGUUGGACGUCUCGUGCCUGGUUCCGUUGGGAGGCAGCAGCCUCCUGCAGCUGCUCGACUCUAAGCGCAUUUUUCUGCAGCCUCUCCUCCUCCUCCUCUGUGAUCUCAGCCUUUGUGCACCCAGAGCGCGUGUGCGCGUGCGAAUCACGCGCUCACAUUGAAAUUCAGACAGCGUGGCUGCGCGCCGAGAGCCUGAAUAAUCAUCCGCAGCUCCGAGCCAGAUUCCCCCCAGCCUGCGCAGCGAGGAUUUCUGUGAAACACUAAGUUUUAAGACACGAGGACCAACGUUACCUGUGCAGACUCUUCAGAAUGAAGAUGAAGUAAGACGUCUCCAUCACGCCUGCCCCUCCUUCACUCCACAUCGACGGUACCUGACAGGAUCAGAACUUCUGCUUCUGUCUCUGAAAACUAAAGUUUGAAGGAAAAAGCGACAGGGAGGAGCUUUAAACGUGACCCUCUUCAUCUUCUCAGAGCUUUGAUGGAUCUGCUUCACACAGCAGACUGAAGCAAGAAAGACCUUGAAGCGGAGAACAAAGGGGCAAACAUCAGAGGAGCAGAGCAGAGGGAGAAAAUCGAGGGUUUAUUUGGUUAAAGGUCGGUUAGAUGGCCAUAAGGACAGACCUCCUCCCCUCUGCUGCUCCUCCUCCCGUCUUCCCUCUCUCUCUCCACUGAUCUGCCAGCUUUUCUCAGCUCUGUCGCUCCAGUGCGGAGGGAGACAGCAGAGCAGAGGAAGCCGGGCUCUGCCUUCGCACAGAUGGCAGAAAACAGGAGAGGUGCUGCAUUCGCCCGACUGCUGAAUCCCAGUGAAGCCGAACGCUGCUGUUGAUGGAGAAUGGGAUGCACGAUGGCUGGAAAACAGAGGAGGGAAAGUUCUAAAGUCAAGGAAAAGAGGGAUAAAUGAAGGAUUUUGGAUGCAGACGAUCGCGCCGCAGCAGAGAGUAGAGAAACCUCAGCUGGACUGAGACCAGCCCACACGUGUGCAGGUUCUGAUCCAAGGGUGGGUCGGCGUGACGGAGGGCUCGUCCCAGUCACCACACCUGGGUGGUUGUUGGACCGGGGACAGUGGCAGGCCCAGGGGCGGGGGCAUGGCCGUGGGGGGGCCGCAUCCCAUCCUCCACGCUCCACAGGGACAGGAGCUUUGGCUGGGGGUCCUGGAGCUGGGGUCCACCCAAGGGGGCUCCCAGGCUGUUGGAGCUCAGGCCCUGGAUGAGUGGAGGGGUGGUGCCGGUGGGUGGAGGUAGCAUUGCGGGGGGCGGAGCAGAGAAAGGAGGCAAGGUGAGAUGUUCCCGAAGACUCUGGUUCCUCCUCGGCACGGUGGCUCUGGUCUUCCUCACCUCGCUCUUCUUGUCCAUGUCGCUUCGAGGGGGCGUUAGCUUCAACUAUCUGGAGCCCCCCGGGUGGGAGGAGUCCAGGCGGGUGAAACUGGUGCCCAGCUACAUGGGCACACAUCGGCUGUCUCCACCUGAAACUCCGUUGCAGAAGACAUGUGCCUGCUCUCGUUGCGUCGGAGACCCAGGAGUGUCUGACUGGUUUGACGAGAACUACGACCCGGAUAUCUCGCCCGUUUGGACCAGAGACAACAUCCAGCUGCCCCCUGAUGUCUACUACUGGUGGGUGAUGUUACAGCCGCAGUUCAAACCUCACAACAUCCAGCAGGUGCUGCUGAGGCUUUUCCAGGUGAUUCCUGGACGCUCGCCCUACGGCUCCUGGGAUCCGGGACGCUGCCUGCGCUGCGCUGUGGUGGGAAACUCCGGAAACCUCAGAGGGGCCAGAUAUGGGUCAGCCAUUGAUGGACACGACUACAUCAUGAGGAUUAAUCUGGCCCCCACUGUGGGCUACGAGGACGACGCCGGCAGCAGAACCACGCACCACUUCAUGUACCCAGAGAGCGCCAAGAACCUGGCGGCCAACGUCAGCUUCGUCCUGGUUCCCUUCAAGACUCUGGACCUGGUCUGGAUCACCAGCGCUCUGUCCACGGGACAGAUCCGCUUCACCUACGCUCCGGUGAAGCAGUUCCUCCGCGUGGACAAAGACAAGGUCCAGAUCUUCAAUCCAGCCUUCUUUAAAUACAUCCACGACCGCUGGACCAGACAUCACGGCCGCUACCCCUCCACCGGCAUGCUGGUGCUGUUCUUUGCUCUGCACGUCUGUGACGAGGUGAACGUGUUUGGCUUCGGGGCCGACAGCCGAGGAAACUGGCACCACUACUGGGAACAGAACCGCUACUCCGGAGAGUUCAGGAAGACCGGCGUCCACGACGCAGACUUUGAAGCCCAGAUCAUCCAGCAGCUUUCCCAGGCUGGGAAAAUCACAGUAUUCCCUGGAAAGUGAUCCACACUCCCAUCAUGCGUAGCUCUACAGAUUAGGAAGCUGAUCCGAAGUACACGCGUAGAUGUCUCACCUGUUUGGGUUUUAUGUUGAAGUCAAAGUUUACAGGAAGUGAGGAGAAAUGCCUGAACGGGACUGUGACCUCCGUCUGAAGGAUCAGGCAGGAGAACCGGCUGCAGCUGGAAAUCAGAACCCUGCUGCUGUGGACUUGGUCCGGUAGAACCAUUCAGACUCAAAGACAGACAAACAGUCUGAGCUGCAAACAUCUGGAGAACUGAACCAUCAGAACUCGGAUCGGAUCUUUGAUUUGCCUUAAACUCAGUUUGAGGCACAGACUCCGAGCGGCACCGCCAUGGAGGUCGAUGAUUGGAAGUCUGACGGUUUGUGUGACAGCUGCUGUGUGAAAACUGGUUUACCAGAUACAACCGUCGUCUGAAGCCCGCGGGUCGGUUCUGUGUAAGCAGAUCCAAACACACACAAUCAGGACUUUCCGAUGCUCUGACUCACCGAGAUGAGCCUCAGCUUCCAGACGCCAUGGCAACCACCAGCCCGCUGCAGCCGGUACUCACAUCUGGACUGUGGCGAUGAGGAAGUGAGCCGGGUUCUGAACGGGUCCGGACAGAUCAGGAUUUUAGCUUUUAGGAAAUUUUGUUUCACCUCCAAAUAAACUGGACCAGGUGGAGGCCUUCAUUAACCACGCCGCUAACCCUUCUGGAGGAGGCGGAGCCACCACACGCCUUAAGACUUCAUCUGUGAUGGUGACCCCUCCCCUCUUUGUCACACACACACACACACACACACACACACACACACACACACACACACACACACCUACUGCUAGUUUCUCUCUCCUCGUCGUUCCUCAUUACUCAGACAGAAACGGGAAUAAUCCAGGAAAGCAUCAGAAACACAAACCUGUAAUUCCACCUUAAAACAGACCCAAAUUCCAGUGAAACAUUCAAAAGAAGCUAGUUUUAAAAAAUCAGAGGUUUUAAACAUCCACUUUUUAAUCUGAGCUCUAAACCUUUCAGCCCCAAACGUUAGAUCAUGUGGGAGGAGCCUGUGGGGUUUGAAGCAUCUGUUGGUUUAUCUGAUUUUAUCACUUCUUUACUGUAAAUCUUUUCAUUAAUUUAAUUUUUUAUUUGUUGAAAGACAAACACAAAUAUUAGAGCUGCGAUUGGAGGACAAUUGCUUAAAGAGCAAGUCACCCCCAAAUCAACUUUUUUUCCUGAUAAACUAAAUGUGUGUCUAAUCGUGCUGCAGACACGUGUGGUUAAUAGUUUAGCACUUUGGUGCAUUUUUGUUAAAAUUUUAAUUUUCUGCCUAAAACUGUCAGUGUUGUGCCGUUGACAUGUAAAAACUCUGCACUGCAUUUGAAUUUAAAUCUGCCAUCGCUAUUGGCUGAGAGGUACCCUAGAACGUUAGCUGGUACCAUAUGAUGUCACAAUAUCAUUGUGAGCCUGUUUGAGUGUGUAUUUGUUAGCGGCUCUGCCCUCUCGGUCUGCUAGGCAACAGCAUUUGUUGCACUUUUCUAACAGGAAGUGGGAGUGGAGUUAGACUCUGGUAGGGGGUGACUUGCUCUUUAAGGCGGAUUUACAGAAAGAUUCAGAUUUACUGAAAAUUAUUGUUGAGCAAGAUUAAGGAUUUAAAUGUGACAACCUGAAUAUGUUUCUGCAGUGAAUUUUACGUGGAACACAACCAGAUGUUAUGUCUUCUUACAAAAAUGCACCAAAACAUGAUCUGGUGAGCAAAUCUAAAACUUCUAAUCUUUUUGUGGGGUCCAUGAAUGCAGCACUGCCAACUUUUAUUUCUUAAGAUUUUUUUUUAUAAGAAACAAGACUCAAAAUAAGGCAUUUUGUGUUAAUUUCAUCCAAAAAUCAAUGAAAACAGUCAGAAGGAAAUUGAAUAAACUGAUUCAAAUCAUUCAUGUUUUAUAUAUCAAAGCAUGAUGGUUAGGAUUAGAAACAUCAGAAACCUGAACAGCUGCUGGAGUCGACGCUAAUAGUUCAGGUUGUCCUCGUAAAAACAGGUUUUAAAUUUAGUUUGUUGGCAGGAAGAGAGCCCACGACCAGGAGGACGGUGAAUAAUUAACAGCCAACAGGUGCUGAGAUGAUUUUUAGAUGAGAGAACAAACUCCACAGGGCUCCUGAAGUUUGAAAAUCUCUUUUUCUUAGACAAGUUUGGGUUUAGUUCCUGGGUUGUUUACUCCCAGAUGGAGGUUUAGGUAUCCCGUCUCCUGCCCGUGUGUUAAUUAUCUGUGACUCCAUGUCUUCUGUAACAGAUGGCGUGUAUUUCUGUCGGCUUUCCGUGCCUUUUGUCUUGCUGCUGGACGCCUGCAGCUCCUUUACACCAACACGCACCUGAUACCUUUGAAUUUUUGUUUCACACACUUUUUUUUGCCGUGCCUUCUGAGAUGAACGGACAUGAACACACUCUGCCUUCUGCUGCCGGGGGUGCACGCGCCUCCCGAUCCGCACUUCUUUCUGCUUCAUACUGAUGUUUUCAACAGGAGACGAGAACUUAUGCCAGAGAAAACUCCUGAUCCAGGUGUCUUUGUUUUCCUUUUAAACUUCCCUUGAUGGUCCUUGUCAUGAGGAGAGAGGAAGGACACCUGGAUACGUCUCCAGUCCACCACAGAGACAAAGUUAAAGAGCAAGUUAACCCCAAAUCAACUUUUUUGCUGAUAAACGAAAUAAAUGAGUCUAAUCGUGCUGUAGACUCAUGUAGUCAAUAAUUUGGCACUUUAGUGUGUCUUAAGUUAAAAUUUAAAUAUUCUGCCUAAAGCAGUCAGUGUUGUGCCGUCUUCAGGUAAAAACUCUGCCCUGCAUUUGAAUUUAAACCUGCUAUCACUAAGGAUCACUAAGAGGUCCACUAUGAUGCUAGCUGGUACAUUAUGAUGUCACAAUGUCGUAAGCCUGUGUGUGUAUUUGUCUGUGGCUCCGCCCUCUCGGUCUGCUAGACAACAUUUGUUGCAUUUUUCAAACAGGAAGUGAGAGUGGAGUAAGACUCUGGUAGGGGGUGACUUGCUCUUUAACCUGACAUGGUUUUGGUCUGUGGGAGGAAAUCCAGAAGAGCAUGCUCAGAAGAAGAAGAAGCGAGGACUGGAUCAGGAGUUUAGAAAAGUUCUGUUUGUUUUCGGGAGAUAUUUGAGAGGAUUCUUUUUCCCGUUUCACGGAAAGACUAGAAACGUGAACAGAAACUCGCUCUGCUCCGUUUGUGUUCACUUGUGCAGCAGCUGAGCGCUGUUUCUAUGCAACGAUCGGAAAAGGCUCCCAAUCCUGCAGCUCCAAGGAUUGCCUGCAGACUAAACCAGUGCUCCUCAUCAGAUGGAGACCAGGACAAAGUGGUGAGAUGGAGGCAAGCCCCCCCCCCCCGAUCCCACCUGAAGUAAAUCCGCUCUCCAUCAGUGACCCACAACCCAGCUUCUUAUCCUGCAGAAAGACUUCUGUUCCUUCCUCGUUUUCCUCGCAGGCAGAGAAUAAAACUCGUCGGCCUGGAAGUGAGCCGAGGUUCAACCAGGUUCUGGUUUUCUCUGGAAGAGCGACGAUCUACUGAGAAACAGCUGAUUCCUUCUCUUGAACCUAAAAGUGUCAUGACCCAACACGCAUUGCUUCGCCUUGUUGCUCAGUAACAAGCCAGAACCUCCAUGAAUCAGGCAGAAAUGAGGCUAUGUGGGUAGGUUAGGAGGUGAACUCCAGCAGGAAGAGGCAGCAAACACCCGUGUGAUACGUGACUCUUUGUAUUUGAUGCUGUUGUACAAAUAAAAGCUUCAUGAAA